Entamoeba invadens IP1 is the source of this 687-nucleotide messenger RNA. RefSeq lists its product as hypothetical. Bases 1 to 687 code for a protein of 228 amino acids. Lineage: Eukaryota; Evosea; Mastigamoebida; Endamoebidae. The transcript has a single exon. The record is from RefSeq and is a predicted model, not a curated record.
AUGUUUGAGGGAUUUGUCAAUUUAACAAAAGACCUCCAAAAAGUGUACGAAGCUGAGCCAAACAAAGAAGUACUCACACUUGUUAUGUACAGACUUUCUACUCUAAUUGUUGAAAAAAUAGUUUUAAAUACUUCCUCUGAAGAAUGGAAAAAAUGUGACUUUUUAACCGAAUUAGAAAAUGCCAAAUCCAAUCCAGUCCAAUUAAAGUCGGUGUUAGUACAGAAGGAUUUUAAAGGAAGUAACUCAGUGAAUAUGGCACAUAAGUACCAAUUAAAAUUCAAUGUUUUAGUUCGCCUUUUAGACAACUUUUAUCAAUUCCAAGUUAAAGAAAACGCAUCAACACAAUUCAGACAAAUGUUUUUAAACUCAUUAAGUCUUUAUUAUAACCAAGAAAAGAACACAAUUUCAAUGAAAGAUAUUAAAGACCAAGUUCCUUACCCGGUUUUUAAAGAAUUUGACGACUUUGUCAAGUAUUGUGACGAUCAACAUGUAAGUAAAAUUGAAAUUUCUGGGAUAGUAUUCCCAGCAAUACCAACAUUAGAAAGUGAUGUAAGAUCAUACAAACCAAAUUACACAGUUGACGAUUUCCUUAAUCCACAACCACGACCAUUAAAAGAAGAACCUCCAAAGUCGAUGGGUGACUUAAAUAAAGUAACGGAUAGUCUCCAACGUGCUACCUUUGAUUGA